Molecule: messenger RNA, 1770 nt
Organism: Sordaria macrospora k-hell
Lineage: Eukaryota; Fungi; Ascomycota; Sordariomycetes; Sordariales; Sordariaceae
Biological process (GO): intracellular protein transport; vesicle-mediated transport
Cellular component (GO): Golgi membrane
Source: RefSeq, a predicted model, not a curated record
AUGGAUUUGAUACAGGCAGCAUCCGGUUAUGUGACCAAGAUGGUGACGGUCGGUGAAAACGCCGGGACUGCCGCUGCGCCAUCGGCCAAGAUGAAGAUGCUCUUGCUGGACAAGGACACCGUUCCCUGUAUCUCAGCCGCCGUUACCGUAUCAACCCUUCUCAACCAUGAAGUCUAUCUUACCGAUCGGUUGGACAAUCCUAAACGGGAGAAGAUGAGGCAUAUGCGCUGUCUCUGUUUCGUGAGGCCGCAUCCUGACACCAUCGGCCUCUUGAUCGAUGAGUUACGAGACCCCAAGUACGGAGAGUACCACUUGUACUUCAGCAACGUUGUCAAAAAGUCGGCUCUUGAAAGGCUAGCGGAAGCCGAUGACCAUGAGGUCGUGAAAGUGGUGCAGGAAUACUUUAUGGAUUAUGUCGUUAUCAACACCGACUUUUUCUCACUCAACAUGUCCCUGCCUAUGAAUCGGAUAUGGAGCGGCAAUCCCGAUAUCUGGAACACCGAUUCUUUGCAACGAUGCACCGAAGGGGUUAUUGCAGUCUUGUUAUCCCUCAAGAAGAAGCCUCUGAUCAGAUACCAGAAGAGCAGCCCUCUAGCUAAGAAGCUCGCAUCCGAGGUCCGAUACUGCAUGACCCAGGAGGACCAACUAUUCGACUUCCGCAAGGUCGACACACCACCCAUUCUCUUGAUCCUAGACAGACGAGAGGACCCCAUUACUCCACUACUCACACAAUGGACAUACCAAGCCAUGGUACAUCACCUGCUUGGCAUUCACAACGGCCGAGUCGACCUCAGUGAUAUCCCCGAAAUCCGUGCCGAGCUGAAGGAGAUUGUCCUCUCACAGGACCAAGAUCCCUUCUUCCAGAAGAACAUGUACCUCAACUUCGGCGACCUAGGCGGCAACAUCAAGGAAUACGUUUCACAGUACCAGUCCAAGACCCAGAACAACGCCAAUCUUGAGUCCAUCUCCGACAUGAAGCGGUUCAUCGAGGAGUACCCCGAAUUCAGGAAGCUUUCCGGAAAUGUCAGCAAGCACGUCACCUUGGUCUCUGAACUAAGCAGGAGAGUCGGAGCCCAGAGCCUACUCGAAGUGAGCGAGGUUGAGCAAAGCUUAGCCUGCAAUGAUAAUCACGCCGCCGACCUCAAGAACAUCCAAAGACUAAUCCAAUCCCCCACCGUAACCCCGGACAACAAAAUAAUCCUCGUCGCCCUCUACGCCCUCCGCUACUCCAAAUCGCCCUCAAGCCAACUCCCCAUGCUCGUCGACCUCCUCACCGCCGCGGGCGGCGUUCCCACCCGCCGCACCGACCGCGUCGCCAAGCUCCUAGCCUACCACUCCUCCCUGCACGCCACCACAGGCGGCUCCGGCUCCGGCGUAGGCGGUAUCGCGGACAUUUUCGAGUCUACGGGGAUCUUCGGCGGCGCUGGUAACCGGUUCAAGGUGCUCAAGGGCGUCGAGAACGUGUACACGCAGCAUUCCCCCUUGCUGGAGACGACGCUGCAGAACCUGGUCAAGGGCAAGCUGCGGGAGCAGCAGUAUCCGUAUGUGGACGGCGGCGGGUCGACGAGGGAUAAGCCGCAGGAUAUCAUCGUGUUUAUCAUUGGCGGAGCGACGUACGAGGAGGCCAAGAUGGUGGCGGAGAUCAAUGCGAGUAUACCGGGCGUUAGGGUGGUGUUGGGCGGCACGACUGUGCACAAUGCGCAGAGUUUUCUGGAGGAGGUGGAGGAUGCUGUUGGGGGGUGGCCGGAGCAGGUGCCGGGGAGGAGGUAG